AUGAAAACGGCAACUGGCAUUCAGGCUGCCCGAGCCGCUGAUUUUCUGGAAAAGGUCGUUCAGGGCAGAUUCCAGCCCGAAAUUCUUGAGGGUGGGGGGCAUCAGGCUAUGCGAUAUAUUCCGGAUCAGCUGGAUGGUAUCGUCUAUAAUCUGUUUGGCGUUGUAAAUGCUCUGCAGCUGGCUGGCUUUGUCCAUGUUUACCAGGUUCUCGUUCAGGUAGAGACGGGCGGUAGCCAGCAGGGGGCCGGCAUCAUCGUGCAGGUCGGCCGCCAGGCGCUGGCGUUCUUCUUCCUGCAGGCGUAUGGAGGCAUUCAGCAGCAUGCGCUGCUGGUCCUGCUCCAUGCGCUGGAUGGUAUCAGGAUGGCCCUGAAAAACAAGGAGUACCUGAAAAUUCUAUGGGAGGCCGAAGACGGUAAGGACCUGAUGCACAAAAUGCAGAUAAAGAAGCCCGACGUGCUGCUGAUGGAUAUCCGUAUGCCUGAGAUUGAUGGUAUUAAUGCCAUUCCAUUGCUGCGCAAGGAAUACGAGGAUGUAAAAAUCAUAGUACUCACCAUGUACGAUGACCAGGAAAUGAUCAGCAAGAUGAUGGAAAUGGGGGCCAAUGCCUAUCUUACCAAGACCACUGACCCGGAGGAGAUAUACCAGGCUAUUCUCGCCUGUAUGAACGAUGAUUUCUAUUUUAAUGAGCUGGUAAACAAGGCGGUGCUGUCUAAACUGCAGACCAAGCGGCAGGUGCGGCAGUUCUACCCCAAUCCCGUAAAAUUUUCUGAGAAGGAAGUAAGGAUCCUGAAAUUGCUGGCGGAGGACAAAACCACGGAAGAAAUCUCCAAAGAAGUAUUCCUUAGUCCCCGUACGGUGGAAACCAUCCGCCAGAACAUGAAAACCAAGUUCAUUUAUCAGUUCACUGCCAUUGCCCACUUCCAGCACCACCUCGCAGUUGUCGAAACUGUUAAUCAGCCUGGCCAGGGCAUUGCGCAGCAAUACAUGGUCGUCUGCCAAUGCUAUUUUAACCAGCCCAUCAAAGUUGCUAUUGCCGACGACCAUGCGCUUUUCCGCGCGGGCGUAAAAACCGCAUUGGCAGUGCGUAAAGACAUAGAAAUGAUUGCCGAAGCGGAUAACGGCAUGCAACUGCUUAACCUGCUGAAGCAUGUGGAGCCGGAUGUUAUCCUGCUGGAUAUACAGAUGCCCCUUAUGGACGGCAUUACCACCCUACCCGAAAUCAGGAAGCUCUACCCGGAUAUCAAGGUAAUUAUACUGUCCAUGCACAACGACCACUCCAUGAUCUCCAAGUUGAUGGAAGUGGGCGCCAAUUCUUACCUCACCAAGAAUUCUGACAGCGAAACCAUCUAUCAGGCCAUUAAAACCUGUUUUGAACAGGAGUUUUACUUUAAUGAGCUUACCAAUAAAGCCCUGCUUUCCGGCCUCCGUACCAAGAAAGUAGAUCAUACACCGGAAGAUGUACAGCUGAACGAUAAAGAACUGCGCAUCCUGAAACUGAUGUGCGAGGAAAAAACCACCAAGGAAAUCGCUGAUAUCGUGGACAUCAGCCCCCGCACCGUGGAAGCCAUCAGGGACAAGCUGAAAACCAAAACCGGCGCCAAAAGCAUGGCCGGCCUGAAUGACGCCAUUUAUACCCCCUCCCUCCAGGAAGGCUGUGUAGAAGGCGUUAUGCGCAGAUUCCUCAUAGAAAACCUGCCGCUGCAUGGUUUCCGCGUAGAAGAAGCCAAUAUCACCCCGGAAGACCUGCUGGCGGCAGAUGAGGUGCGAGAUCUCCGCUUAGACGAUAAUGCUGCCCUCUACCAUGCACUGAAAGACAAUCAGCCCGUAGUUCCUGUUUUCAUUUUUGAUAAGUACAUACUGGAUGAGCUGGAGGAAAAAGCCGAUCGCAGGGUGGAAUUCAUUCAUGCGGCAUUGGAGGAAAUACAGGAACAGUUAACGGCUUCAGGCAGCAGUCUUGAAGUAUAUUACGGUUUCCCUGCCGAUGUAUAUAAACAGUUGCUGAAAAAAUACAAAAUAGAAAAGGUGUUUACCAAUGGCGACUAUGAGCCCUAUGCCAUACAACGCGAUAACGCCAUCCAGCAAUUGCUGGCUGCACACGGCGCUUCCCUGCACAGCUACAAAGACCAGGUUAUUUUUGAAAAAGACGAAGUGGUAAAAGAUGACGGCAAGCCUUACACGCAGGUGGGAAAAGGCAAAGCGUUUAAGCCGGAGUAUGAUUUGAUUCAAUGGCGGAAUAAUGAAAAAGAAUUUGAUUGCUGGUGCAGGGGUAUGACGGGCUACCCGAUUGUUGAUGCAGGCAUGCGCGAGCUAAAUGAAACGGGUUUCAUGCACAACCGCGUAAGAAUGAUUACUGCUUCCUUCCUGGCCAAGCACCUGCUGAUUGACUGGCGCUGGGGCGAAGCCUAUUUUGCGCAGAAACUGCUGGACUAUGAUUUUGCUGCCAACAAUGGCGGCUGGCAAUGGGCCGCCGGCAGCGGUUGCGAUGCUGCACCUUAUUUCCGUAUUUUUAGUCCGGCCCGCCAGACAGAGAAUUUCGACAAGCAAUUAAAAUACGUCCGCAUAAGUUGUCAACCCGCUGCAACUUUGCUGGUACUGUCUCUGUGGUUAACUUCCAAAAUGCUAACUUUGCGGAAAUUUUUACCGGCGAUGGUGUACCUCACAAGAGUGGAGCAUUUUAAUGCAGCGCAUAAAUUAUUUAACCCGGAAUGGACAGUAGCGGAAAAUGAAGCUGUUUUUGGCAAAUGCGCCAACGAGAACUGGCAUGGGCAUAACUAUGAACUAUAUGUAACCAUUAAAGGUGAACCUGAUGCCAAUACUGGUUUUUUGUUCGACGUAAAAAAACUGAGUAUUAUCAUUAAAGACCAUGUGCUGGAAUUACUGGACCACAAAAACCUGAACCUGGAUGUUGCUUUUAUGCAUGGUAAAAUGUGUUCUACUGAGAACCUGGCCAUUGGAAUCUGGAACCAGCUGGUGCCGGAACUUCCGCCGGCAGUUACCCUUCAUUGCAUUAAAUUGUAUGAGACCGACCGCAUUUAUGUAGAGUAUUUCGGCAAUGCAGGUAUGGGUAACAAAGUAGCCGUAUACAGGAAAGAGCAUUUUAAUGCCGCACACCGUUUAAAUAACCCUGACUGGGAUGCAGACAAGAACAGGCUUGUUUUUGGGAAGUGCAACCUGCCCAAUUACCAUGGACACAACUACGACCUGGUAGUAAAACUAACCGGGGAACCGGAUCCGGUAACCGGGUUUGUAAUGGAUCUGAAACUGCUGAGCGACCUGAUACAGGAAAACGUAUUGCUGAAAUUUGAUCAUAAAAACCUUAACCUGGAUACAGAAGAGUUUCGGGAGCUGAACCCUACGGCAGAAAAUAUUGCUAUUGUGAUUUAUAACCUCUUACGUCCUCAUAUUGAUAGCGCUGUUGAUUUGCAGAUGCCGUAUAAAAAAACAGAUCAGUAUGAUGAAAAUGUGACCAGGCUAUUAUCGGAAAAUUAUAAGAAUACCAUUACAUUACUGGGCGAGGACGCCGAAAGGGAAGGUCUGCAGAAAACACCGGAGAGGGUGGCCAAAGCCAUGCAGUUUCUUACACAGGGCUACCAGAUGGAUGCCAAAGCCAUACUGGAGUCGGCUAAAUUUCAUGAAGAUAUAAGUGAAAUGGUGAUUGUAAAAGACAUAGAACUGUACAGUAUGUGCGAACAUCAUAUGCUGCCGUUUUAUGGAAAAGCACAUGUGGCAUAUAUUCCCAAUGGAUACAUUACCGGGCUCAGCAAAAUCGCGAGGGUAGUAGAUGUCUACUCCCGGCGACUGCAGGUACAGGAAAGACUUACACACCAGAUUAUGGAGGUGAUAAAGGACACACUUAAUCCUCACGGUGUAGCCGUGGUGGUGGAAGCAUCACAUUUAUGUAUGAUGAUGCGUGGUGUGCAGAAACAAAAUUCUGUUACUACAACAUCCGCGUUUUGCGAUAAACCUUUUAUAUUUGGACAUCAAUCUGAUGAUAUGAAACAUGCUUUUGUAUUUCCCGGCCAGGGUUCACAGUUUCCGGGAAUGGGUAAAGAACAUUAUAACAACAAUGCCUUUGCAAAAAAACUGUUUGAACAGGCCAAUGAGCUGCUGAAGUUCAGGAUUUCUGAUAUUAUGUUUACAGGCACAGAAGAAGACCUGAAACAAACCGACGUAACGCAGCCUGCUGUUUUUUUACAUUCUGUUAUAGCCUAUAAAAGCAUUGAUGCGGCCAAGCCCGAUAUGGUAGCCGGUCAUUCUUUGGGAGAAUUUUCUGCACUGGUGGCCAAUGGAACACUCAGUUUUGAAGACGGGCUCCAGUUAGUAAGUAUACGCGCUAAAGCCAUGCAGAAAGCAUGUGAACUAACACCCUCUACCAUGGCGGCUGUGCUGGCAUUGGCAGACGAUAAAGUGGAGGAGGUAUGUGCCGCCGUGCAGAAAGAAACAGGGGAAGUAGUAGUACCUGCUAAUUUUAACUGUCCGGGCCAGCUGGUCAUCAGCGGCAGCCUGAAAGGGAUAGAGAUUGCCUGUGAGCGUAUGAAAGCAGCCGGCGCUAAAAGAGCUUUGGUAUUACCGGUAGGAGGUGCUUUUCAUUCACCACUGAUGGAGCCGGCAAAAGAAGAACUGAGAGCCGCCAUCGAAAAAACAACUUUCCACCAACCCACAGCACAUGUAUACCAGAAUGUGGCAGCAAAGGCAGUGUUUGACCGGGAGGAAAUUAAGCAAAACCUCAUAGACCAGUUAACCGGUGCCGUACGCUGGACACAAAGCGUGCAGGCGAUGAUCAAAGAAGGCGCUACCAGGUUUACCGAG
Messenger RNA from Ostertagia ostertagi, 4809 nucleotides. The record is from the annotation of a GenBank genome assembly. Lineage: Eukaryota; Metazoa; Nematoda; Chromadorea; Rhabditida; Trichostrongylidae.